Messenger RNA from Orycteropus afer afer, 1279 nucleotides. RefSeq names its product estrogen receptor binding site associated antigen 9 (gene EBAG9). Lineage: Eukaryota; Metazoa; Chordata; Mammalia; Tubulidentata; Orycteropodidae. The record is from RefSeq and is a predicted model, not a curated record. Gene Ontology annotation, cellular component: secretory granule.
GAGGAGGUGGCUAUGGCAGCUGCGCGGAGGCAACGGCGCCUGCGAAAGAGCGCGCGCCCGGCUUUGAAUGAGCGGUGCUGGGACUGAACAGGCGGAGCUCGAGCUCGAGGAAGCGAGCGGCAGCGCGCGCGCACGCUCCCUGAGUGAGCGCGCGGCCCGCGGCAGCCCGGAGCCUCCGCCGGGCGGGCGGGGAGGGGGAGGGGCAGGUUUUGAUUCUCACCAUGGCCAUCACACAAUUCCGGUUGUUUAAAGUUUGCACCUGCCUAGCAACAGUAUUCUCAUUUCUAAAGAGAUUAAUAUGCAGAUCUGGCAGAGGGCGGAAAUUAAGUGGUGACCAAAUAACUUUGCCAACUACAGUUGAUUAUUCAUCAGUUCCUAAGCAGACAGAUGUUGAAGAGUGGACUUCUUGGGAUGAAGAUGUACCCACAAGUGUAAAGAUUGAAGGAGGGAAUGGAAAUGUGUCAACACAACAGAAUGCUUUGGAACAACUGGAACCUGACUAUUUUAAAGACAUGACACCAAAUAUAAGGAAAACUCAGAAAAUUGUUAUUAAGAAGAGAGAACCACUAAAUUUUGGCAUCUCUGAUGGUAGCACAGGUUUCUCUAGUAGAUUAGCAGCUACACAAGAUAUGCCUUUCAUCCAUCAGUCUCCUGAAUUAGGUGACUUAGAUACCUGGCAGGAGAAUACCAAUGCAUGGGAAGAAGAAGAAGAUGCGGCCUGGCAAGCUGAAGAAGUUUUGAGGCAGCAGAAAAUAGCAGACAGAGAAAAGAGAGCAGCAGAACAACAAAGAAAAAAAAUGGAAAAGGAAGCACAGCGGCUAAUGAAGAAAGAACAAAACAAAAUUGGUGUGAAACUUUCAUAACCAGUGUUACUUGUUCUUCCAGUGUCAUAGUGCCACUAGGAGAAACCCGCACUCCACAACCCAAGCAACACUUUGUGGAUUUAAGAGUAUUUUCAGAAUACAAACACACUGCUUGAUUUUAAUGCAUUCAUCAGGUCAUCCAGGACACCAGGAUUCUCCCAAAGUACCUUGAACGCUUAGUGUUUGAGACUUAAAAAACAAAAAAGACGUAUGAAAUAAUAUUUUCUUCACAAGUUCCAAAAAGCAGACAGUUGGUGGCUGUAGAGGGAUUACUAUAAAUGGAACAUACCAGUACCUCUUCAAGCUAGUAUUUCUAGCUAAAUGGUGUAAAUAAUUUUAUGGUGGAAAAUAAAUCAAUCUUGCUGUCUGUUACGCUUUCCUUCAUUGUGCAUAAUGAUAAAAUAAAAUAAUUUUAA